This is a messenger RNA of Purpureocillium takamizusanense, 396 nucleotides long. RefSeq lists its product as uncharacterized. The record is from RefSeq and is a predicted model, not a curated record. Bases 1 to 396 code for a protein of 131 amino acids. Lineage: Eukaryota; Fungi; Ascomycota; Sordariomycetes; Hypocreales; Ophiocordycipitaceae. The transcript has a single exon.
AUGGACUUUGGCUCGGGCUGGGGCGCCAUGCCCCCUCCCGAGCCCUUGGAGGAUCCCGAUGCCGCCGCCGCUAUUGCCGCCGGCACCACCACCACCACCACCAUCGCCGCCGUCGUCGAGCAGCAGCAGGAUCAAGACGCGUCUCGCGCCCGUCCCUCUCCUGGCGCCGGCUUCGAGGGGUCCUUCUCGGGAGGACAGCCUGGGGAGUGCGUUGCGUCGUCACGCGACCAGUCGGCUACCAUAGCCGAUUCACUGGUCCCCAGUGGCCUCCCAGAGGCAUGUUCGCCGUCGCUUCCGCCGAACACCGGCGCUGACGACUACGAUCUUUGGGGGUCGCCCACUCCCACGACUUUGGACGAGAAUGUGGCUGGCGCGCACGAUGUCGCCCCCGCGUAA